GGCAGAAACGGAGACCAAAUCAAGCCUGCAUCUUCAUCGCCAUUCGCCAUGAACUCCUACGUUAUCUUGGCACUCGUCAUCCUGGGGCACCUGUGUCAAAUUCACGCAGCCACGCUGAGUAAGCCGGCAAGGAACACAGACGACGCAACGAAAGAACUCACGGAAAGGAUUUCCCGUUCCCUAAUGCAGCACCGUGAGGACAUCAUUGGUGCCUUCGAGGCACUCGAAAAGUCUGCCGACAGCUUCGGCGACGAAACCGACGAGCAGGCCAUUCCGGCCGUAGUUGUGGCCGUCGCGGGGGCCAUCGCAAACGGCGCCAUAUCCGGCGCUGUCGGGGCUGCUGUCGCGAACUUGAUUAACAAAGGCUGAAUACAAUAAAUUGCAUCUUCUUUAUCAUGA
Dermacentor andersoni is the source of this 399-nucleotide messenger RNA. NCBI's taxonomy places the organism in Eukaryota, Metazoa, Arthropoda, Arachnida, Ixodida, Ixodidae. The record is from RefSeq and is a predicted model, not a curated record.